Molecule: messenger RNA, 5958 nt
Organism: Frieseomelitta varia
Lineage: Eukaryota; Metazoa; Arthropoda; Insecta; Hymenoptera; Apidae
Gene: kek5
Exons: 5
Coding region: 226-2568 (780 amino acids)
Molecular function (GO): protein binding
Source: RefSeq, a predicted model, not a curated record
GUCACGCGUACGACGCGGGGAUUGCCGCCACUUACGUCGUCGAGGUAUCUUCGAGUCAGCGAUCAGGAGCGACACAUUGAUGCGCCGGCGAUCGAUCCACGGACCAAGUGACGAGCCACCGACGAGCCGCCGAGGAAAUCUCCACAGACAACACUCCCUUGGCAAAGUGACGCUCAAGGCGGUCACGGAUUUCUCGCUCCUGUCUAAAUUAAGGAAAUCCUCGGGAUGGAGCUAAGAACGGCGAAACUGUUGCUUUACUCGACGCUGGUGGUGGCGGUGUGCCGGAGCCAGGAGGAUUGGACGGCGCAGUGUUCGUCGUCGUGCAAGUGCCGAUGGAUCUCCGGCAAGAAGACCGCCGAGUGCAUCAGGCAGAAUCUCACGCAGAUACCGAGCAGCCUGUCGCCGGAGAUCCAGAACUUCGACCUCACGGGGAAUCGUAUCACGCACCUGAUGCACGACUCGUUCAGCCGUGUCCACCUGGUCAACCUGCAGAAGCUGGUGCUGCGAAAAUGCGAGAUCGAAUCGAUACACACGGACGCGUUCAACGGGCUGAAGAUCGUGAUCGAGAUCGACCUGUCGGCGAACAACAUACGAACGUUGUACCCGGGCACGUUCGAGGAGACGCAACGGCUGAGGGUGUUGCUGUUGAACGAGAACAAGCUGAAGGUGCUUGAGAACGGUCUGUUCCGCGAUUUGGUCUACCUGCAGAAGGUGAUGCUGUCCAACAACGAGCUGGAGCGGAUCGAGGAGAAGACGUUCCGCAACCUUCCGGGAUUGCGGCUGUUAACGUUGGACGGGAACAACCUGAGCGUGCUGAAGGUGCAGAGCUUCGAGACGUUGCCCAAGCUCGGCAGCCUCGAGCUGCACAACAAUCCGUGGAAUUGCAACUGCCGUCUGAAGCGAUUCCGCGACUGGACCAUCGAACGAAAGCUGUACACGAAGCCGACCACGUGCCAGCAGCCGGCGAUCCUCGCGGGCAAGAUGUGGGACGAGAUCGGUAGCGACGAGUUCGCUUGCAGGCCGGAGAUCUUCACGAUAGGGCCGUCGGUGAGGAUCGAGGCUGGCAAGGGCAACGUCACCUUCUGGUGCAGGGCUGCUGGCAUUCCACGACCGCAGUUGUCGUGGGUGCAUCGAUCGAAGACCCUGAGCAAUCACACGAGACGUCACAACGGCGAGAGCUACGUGCUGAGAUCGAGCCACGAGUGGCUGAACCUCACGAUACCGGACGUUACGCUCUCGGACAAGGGCGAUUACAUUUGCCUGGCGAAAAGUCCGGGCGGCAACACGGAGAAGAACGUGACGCUGACGAUCGCCGGUGACGCUCUAAGCGGCAAGGACAGUAUAAUCAGUUUGCCACUGGCGCUAGGUUUAGGGGUGACCGCUUUGCUGCUUCUGGCGGUGACCGUGUCCCUCUGCGUGUGCUAUUGCCGACGGCGGCGUACGAGGCACGACGAGAAGAGCUUAGAGGCCGCCUCGAUGGAACACCACGGCCUCGGCGAGCAGGAGAAGUCCCUCAUCACGACCAUAAAUCCCGUGGUGAAGCCGCCCAGGCGGUACGAGGCGCCUUCGGUGACGUCGCACGGCACCGAGAUGACGGAGCUGAAUCGCACAUUGCUCGACAACGACUCGGUCUUCGCUGAUGGUAUCGGUGGCGGUGUCGGCAGCGGAGUGAUCGGCGGCGGCGUCGGCGACGACGAGAGGGAAGAACGAGCGACGCCGGAGCUCGAGAGCGGGACAGGCGGCACCCUGUGCCGCGGCGGCGGAGGCGGCGGAAGCUACCGCCAAUAUCCGCCGGAUUUGUUGGCCUUCUCCGGCGGUCGUGGCGCAUCGCCGACCAGCCAGGCGUCCACCGCCCCCGACAACACGCGUCUUCCGAGCCAACACGCGACACCCACCGCCGCCGCCGCCGCGUUUGGCUCUCCCUCGAACCAAUAUCCAGCCGCAUUCAAGACGUUGCCGCACAACCGUAGCGUCACGCCGUACGGGAUCACGAGCAGCUCGACGAUCGCACCGGUGAUGCCGCGGCACGGCUACGUGACGAUACCACGGCGACCGAGGGCGCCCAGCUGGAGCAGCGGCCCACCCACCUCGCCCACCGACGGACUGGAACCGGUUUACGACAACCUCGGACUCAGGACCACCGCGGAUGGCAGUUCGGUGCUCUCGUUGAACAAAAGCCCCGAACUAUUGUCCACGAUGAGGAGCCGGCCACUGCCAGGAACGCCGAACUCGCACUACGGCACCAUACAACGAAGCACGCCCAACAUAUUGACCAGCAGCCCGCUGGACAGAGCCGCGCCGGAAGGUGCGGCCGAAUGGCCGAGCAAACUGGCCGACGAGUCGAUCGAUAACAAUCAUCUUCUCGGGCAGUCUCAACAAUCGCAACCACAGCAGCAACAGCAGCAGCAGCAACAGCAACAGCAACAACAACAACAACAACAACAAUCCGGCGGUAGUAGCAACACGCUAGGGAGAAAAGUACCACCGAGACCGCCCCCGAAACCGAAGAAGAAGUCGACCAACGGCCCUCUGUACGAGGACGAGGGCGAGGACGGCACAGAGGUAUGAUCGACGUACGUCGGUCGACGAAGAUGAGGCCGCGAGGUCGUGGCCGUGCUGAGCAGAAGAGACGCAUGACCGAAGCCACAAUAAACCGGUAGUGCCUUUCACGAAGAUACGACCCCCCCCCCCUUUCCCCCCAUCGACGUGCGAUACUCGGGUUGUCGAUAUAUAUAUGUAUUCGGUUUUGGAGCGCAGUAAGCUCGGCGUAAGACCGACCCGCUGGGGGCUUCCACAUCCGGUGAACGCGAAGAAUCGCCGGGUGAACCGCUGACUCGGCCGCGGAGAAACACCAGCGAAACUUUUCGGACGUGACACACGCAGACACACACACACACACACACAGACACACAUGCCUCUGGCGGUCGUUCUUUCUUUCUUCGUCGUGUUUUUUUUUUUUUUUUUUUCUCUCUGUGUCUCUCUUUAUGCGUUUUUCUCCACUGCAUGCUAAACACGCGAAAUAAAUCGAGGCGCGAUCGACCGAGAAAAAAAUCGACCGUGUCUCUUUCACGAUCGUUUUACGGUUUCAAAGAGAAAUUGUCAGAUUUUUUUUUUUUUUUUUUUGACGAGACGUUUCUUUUUCUUCUUUUCUCGAAAGAAACGAAUCUCGAUCCGACAGGGAACGUUCGUGCUCGCUUUUAGUUUCCCGUGUAACGUGGAAAUUGACGGAGAUGGCGGAUUGCGCCGUUCACGGAAGAUCACAGACAGAGUUCAUGUAAAAUACGACGUAACGAGAUAUUAGUAUUAAGGAUAAUGUCUCCAUCGAGGAGACGUUCGUCUUAUUUAUUGACGUGCUUGUUCCAUGCUUGAAACACGGAUCGCGGAAACGAUGCGUCGUUUUGUACGAUCUAUUUGCGAGAAACGAUCAUGCGAUACCUAUUCAUUUUGAUUCCUUCUGUCAUUUCUUUUUUUUUAUUAUUAUUAUUAUUAUUAUUAUUUAAAUUUUGUACAUCUGCCGACGUGUACUACGCUAUCGAUCAUUUUUAUACGAGUUUACUCUCACUGUCCUUGUUACUGUCUUUUUUUUUCUUUUUUUUUAUUCUGCUACCGUUAGUUUUAAGAUUUUCUCUUUUUUUUAUUUUUCGUUUGUUUUUUAAGUAUAUAUCACGCAUUGGUACUUGACCGUGUCGAGUGGGUGUCUAUUGUAACGAUUGUAAUUAAGUUGUAAAUCGGAGUUAAGAGUAAUUGUACGGGGAGGCCGCGUGGUUUCGCGUGGUUUCGCGCUAUGUAAGAGAAAAACUCUAUUCAAAUAACACGGAGAUGUUAGGAUAAACUGUUUCCAGCGACGUUAACAGGAUCGCGCGUUACGUAAAUUCUUCCUAAAUCUGUAUUCGUUGUUGCUGGCUGAUGUUCCAAUGUCUGAGUGUUGCGAAUCGACAAUUGAUUAAAAAUCGGUCAGCUGAUUUCUCACGAGAGUCUCGCCGCGUUAAUCCUUAAUCAUCCUCUUUGCCUCGUCCACGAGGCACAGCACUGUACGAAGAAAUAUUUUAAUAUUUGCCCGCAAAGGCCAAACCUUCUCCACGAAGAGGGAUCUCUCUGGCGAGUCGCCGAAUCCACGAUUGUAAAAAUAGGAAUCGUCGUACAGUUUGUACAUAUAUAUACAGCGUGUAUUAUACUACUUGAGAAAUAGUUCGUCUGUCUUCUCUGAUCGUUCGACCUGACCGUGCUUUCGCAGAACCGUGCGAGCCGUGGCGAGCGACUUUACACAUUCAUUUGCUGUUCAAAGGGAAUGAGAAUGGCGGCUCGAAUGCGCGAUCAGGGUGAGUUAGGGACUACAACGUGUGUCGUAGAUUUAACAAGAAACACCGAGACGGAGACGUUGCAACGCGUGUUCGAUCGACGCGUAGAUCGAAUUUAAAGAGCUAGAAAAGGACGAAGUUUUAUGCAUCCGAGAAGCAGUCGUUCAUAAUUUCUCUUUUUUUCUGUUCCGUAAAAAGCGAUAACUCGAGCUUCCAUCUUCGAUCACAACUCUCUCCUUUGCGUUUUUUGAAAAAGAUCCUCGGAACGAAAGCCAAAACAACACGAUCGAGAAGCAAAUGUCUCCUUUCGUUUGCUAAUGGCAUCGCAGAUACAGAGAACGCGUCGUUUUGCAGCCACGUUUGUCAUUUGUAAACUGCGCAAGCUCGUUUAAGCUCGUGUUUCGGUACAAGCUUCAUUCGGAGCUCUAACGUUGCAUUCGUUCGAAUGAAACGAUCCUUUUCGACGAUUUUAUAAUAUUUCUAAAAAACAGGCUGCUUCCCUGUUCUUUAUUUCUCCCCGACGAGUCUCCCGAGCACUAAAAAUCGCUUCAGAGCGAUUAAAGGGCUUCGAACGGCUUUAUUUCUUCGUAAAAUAUCCGACAAUUCCGAACUUAAUGAGCAAACGUUCAUUUUCCCUCCGGUGGGUAUUUCCUCCCCCCUCCAAAAACGAUCUUUUAAUUAUUUCGAGCUUCUUGUACCUGCGGGAUAAUUUGAGCCUGUUUGUUAAAAACGCAGAACGUGUCGCGUGAUUGAAGGGAUUUAAACAUUUCCGUUUGCUGGACCAAAUGGAGGAGAAAAAUGUUGAACGACAUUUCAGUUUCAUAUUCUUCCCUUGAAACGGAUUAAUAGUAUUCUUUCGUACGUAUUAAAUAUUCGAAAGAAUCUGCUUAGAUAAAAAGGAGAAGAAAAAGUGUUACGAUUGUAUUCCAUUUACUGCAAGGCAAUGUGAAAAAUUUCGUCAUUUUAUUGAUAUCUUCUAUAAUAUUUUACUAAUAUUUUACUGAGAAAGUAGUCUUACUUUUCUUUUUCUUCUUUUUUUUUUUUACACCUGUGACGCGUCAAUUUUAUGAAACAAAGAUUUAGCGAAAGACGAGAUAUAUCUUCCCCGAGGAUCGCGAUACACCUGAGCAGUAUUACGAAACAACGUCCAACGACGACGAACGCGAUGUCGAUGGGACGGCGCGGAGAAAAUCGCGGCGCGAUCGUGUAACUUCGUUUUCUCUGCAUUUCCGACGAAUUGUACAAAGUCUUCUUAACGUAACAUUCCCGGAAAGAGAACGAAUAAAAAAUAGGUGCCAAUGUACAGUGAUCUCUUAACUAGCUGUUCCGGAAGCAAGAACUCUCACGACGAAUAAUCUCUGAAAAUUGCGCUUUCGCUUGUUGAAUGAUAGAUGUUAAAAUUUACGAGUAGAUUUAAUUGACAAUUAACACGAAUUGAAUCGGAGGAGGAGUAAGAAUCGAAAGAAAACCAACGAUCUUCUUAAUCAAAUCUACUCUGCCGUCAUUCCAACGAGCUUUUCACUUUCCGCAAAUGAAAACAAUGUAAAAUAUCAACAAAAUAUCGAACUCGAUCCUCUGAGAUCGUUUGUAAUCUCUUGCGCUGGAGUGACGUCGAGAAUUUUUCUUUUCAAAAUUGCAAGUAUAUUUAAGUGAAACAAAG